UUCUCUGUCAGCAGCAGUACCGUCGUUUAGUUGUAUUAUAAGUUUGGAGCUCCCUCAGCAAAAGGAGGAGAAGAAGAAGAAAACCAGAAGGAAGACGCAGACUGUCCCAUUGCAGUACUCGUGCUUCAACCAUUUGGUUUCGUUUCCUUCCUUCCUACUGAACUGCAUUGCUCUUUGACUGUCUUCCAAGCUCGAUAUAUAGAUCCUCUUCGUUCGUCCUCCGUCUCGCCGGAAGACCGACGCAGCCAUUCUCGUCCGAACCGCUCGGCUUGCCGGACCUCCGUUCGACGUGGACACUUCGUUUCGUUUGAGUGGCAGGCUGAAGAUCAUCAGAAGGAAGAACGAAGACGGAGGUCCAGACUCUUAAUGGCCGGUCACUCUGAGAAUUAGUUCCGACGUGGACACCGGAAGCCUUUGGCUCUUGAUGUAAGCGAAUGGAGGAGAAGGCCGGGAGGGACUAAGUUCUUGUUGUGAUCAGAAGCAGUUAGAAGGCUUUCAAGGUUUUUAAAGGAGAACAGAGGAGGCAGGCGCUGUACGUUAGGGGGAAGGUCGGAGAAGAGAGCGGCCGCAUGGCAGAAAGGGGAGCAGCAGCGUGGUGGAGGAACUCGAGGUGGGCAGCGUUCAUGGCGUUAACCUGCAUGUCGGCGCUGGUCUUGGCCACUUCGGCCGAGCGAAACCUGAUGCUGCGUGAUCGGAGGGCGGCGGCGAGGUCGAAGACGGAGAUGGACGAACUGCAGAGGCUCAUAAAUUUUUUGAGGCAGCCCAAUUUGUCGGAUGUGUACCCACAUGCUUGGCCGGUCUAUUAUGGAUCGUACAUGUCCAACAAUGUGAAGGUUGCACUGGGGACCCUAAUUGGCUUCUUUGGAGCAGCAUUUGGAAGUGUGGGAGGAGUUGGAGGAGGAGGCAUUUUUGUUCCCAUGCUUACCCUCAUCAUCGGAUUCGACGCAAAGUCGUCUACCGCAAUCUCGAAAUUCUUUAUCUUUUCUACCACAGGUAUGAUAAUGGGUGCAGCAGGAUCGACUGUGUACUACAACCUGAAGCUUAGGCAUCCGACGCUGCCACUGCCCAUCAUUGAUUACGACCUGGCCCUGCUCUUUCAGCCGAUGCUUAUGCUUGGAAUCAGCAUAGGUGUCGCCUUCAAUGUGGUGUUUGCAGAAUGGAUGGUUACUGUGCUGCUGAUUUUCAUUUUCAUGGUCACCUCAACGAAAGCUUUCCGCAAAGGCGUUGAAACCUGGAAGAAAGAAACCAAAAUGAAAAAGCUUGCCAGGGCUACUAAAGAAAAUGAAGGGGAGAAACUGGAGUCUGGUGGCAAUGGCAUGAAGACAGAGGGCAAAGAUUCUGGAGAUGAAAGUCUUCCUUUACUAGAGAAUGUCUACUGGAAGGAGCUUCUCAUUCUUAUCUUUGUGUGGAUCGCAUUUCUUAGCUUUCAGAUUUCAAAGAAUUACACAAGAACCUGCUCAACCUUAUAUUGGGUUUUGAACUUUCUUCAGAUCCCCGUUGCUGUUGGCACGACGUUCUUUCAAGCUGUUAACUUGUACAAAGGAAGGAGGACGAUUGCUUCCAAGGGUGAGGAAGCUACAGACUGGAAGACCCAUCAGCUGGUCCUGCAUUGCUGUUUUGGCACUCUGGCUGGUAUAGUAGGUGGCCUUCUUGGCUUGGGAGGAGGAUUCAUCUUAGUUCCUCUGUUUCUAGAGCUGGGCAUUCCUCCUCAGGUUGCAAGCGCUACAGCUACUUUUGUCAUGACAUUCUCCUCAUCCAUGUCCGUUGUGGAGUACUAUCUUCUGAAUCGAAUUCCUGUCCCGUAUGCAUUGUACUUCAUUGCUGUAGCUACGGCAGCUGCAUUUGUGGGGCAACAUGUUGUGAGAAAGUUGAUUAUCGUUUUGGGGAGAGCAUCAAUUAUUAUCUUCAUUUUGGCCUCCACAAUUUUUGUUAGUGCAAUCUCAUUAGGUGGAGUUGGCAUAUCAAAUAUGAUCCACAAGAUCGAAAAGCACGAGUACAUGGGAUUUGAGAACUUGUGCUCAGACAGUGGUUAGCUGCAAGAAUGCCAAAGGAGAAACUGAAACACCUCCUUCACACGGACUCUCACCAUCUUUCAUUUCUGCUCUCCUUCUGGCGGUUCUGCGGUAAAUUUAUCGGUUGGAAAUGAUGGUGAAAAGUUGGUCGUGGUUUGGCCACAAAAUUUUUGGCUGACUUUGUUUAUUUGUCAAUGGCUUGAAGGACUUUCUUUCCUUGGUGCAGUUCAUCAUCUGUCACCAGCUUGAAUUGAACAAAAGGUGAAAAGAAAAACAAAUUUCACCUUUGAAGUUCCUGUUUAUAUUGCAAAAGCAAGUGAAGAACAGUAAACUGUUUGAUUCAGUAAAUGAUGGCACUCAAAAAAAACAUGGAUCAGUUGAACAUAGCA
Messenger RNA from Nymphaea colorata (pocket water lily), 2401 nucleotides. RefSeq names its product sulfite exporter TauE/SafE family protein 3-like. Lineage: Eukaryota; Viridiplantae; Streptophyta; Magnoliopsida; Nymphaeales; Nymphaeaceae. Gene Ontology annotation, biological process: protein ubiquitination. Bases 570 to 2033 code for a protein of 487 amino acids. Gene Ontology annotation, cellular component: membrane; Cul4A-RING E3 ubiquitin ligase complex. The transcript is spliced from 12 exons. The record is from RefSeq and is a predicted model, not a curated record.